Lineus longissimus is the source of this 1581-nucleotide messenger RNA. Its product is annotated as FMRFamide receptor-like. Gene Ontology annotation, molecular function: G protein-coupled receptor activity. Lineage: Eukaryota; Metazoa; Nemertea; Pilidiophora; Heteronemertea; Lineidae. The record is from RefSeq and is a predicted model, not a curated record. Gene Ontology annotation, biological process: G protein-coupled receptor signaling pathway. Gene Ontology annotation, cellular component: membrane. The transcript is spliced from 2 exons. Bases 21 to 1232 code for a protein of 403 amino acids.
ACGAUCGGCAAUUGCUUUUUAUGGCAAUCGGAAUGUAUAAGCCGUUGAUGUCACCGCCAAACUGGCACUAUCUGGAUACAGACUUAGACAAACAAGGGGUAGGCGACAUCAACAGUUCCGGCCAUGAUAUAAACGGGACGCUACUCAACGGAAUGCGGUUGCUCGAGUCACACGGGGAGGUCCACCCAAACCAGGGAUUCUACGACAAGGCCCAGUUUGUGACGGGCCUGAUAUGUUACCCCAUAGUGUGCAUUUUCGGAAUAACAGGGAACCUUAUAAGCAUUAUCGUAAUAAGCCAUGGAAAAUUACUAAAUUCGACGAAUAUUUACUUAGCGGCGCUAGCCGUUUCGGAUACGAUAAAAUUGAUGAACGAUUUUUGUUAUUUCUUAGUGAUAUUAUUACUCCGCGUUGACCCGCCGAUGGGGGAAUUGGGCUAUGCUUAUUUGUAUCCGUACGCGCACUUUAUUUUCAACGCGACUGCCUGUGUUACUGCUUGGUUGACCGUGUCCGUCGCCGUUGAGCGAUACAUUCUCGUGUGUCGACCGGCACGUGCCAAACACCUAUGCACUAUUCGACGCGCGCGGAUUAACACAACCUUGGUAUUUAUCGCCAUGAGUAUGCUGUGUGUCCCGUUCGCAUUACGAUACGAAACGAUCACAAGAACUAGCAACACUACCAAUGAGACAGCCUUAGAUGUGGAAGUAACGUCUCUAUGGAGAAAUAAAACAUUCGAAACAGUAUACACGUGGGGGCAAAAUCUAAUACGUUCUGUGAUACCGUUACUUGUGCUAUGCGUUUUGAACUUCUUGAUAAUACACGCAGUGAGGCGGACUCGUGCGCGUAAGACCGUUUUCUCGCGGCAUAGGAUAACUAUCAUGUUACUGUGUGUGAUUAUAGUGUUUUUACUGUGCAUUACACCCGACGCCAUUAUGUCCACCGUGUUUGGGUUUGGGUAUUACGAAGAAAACUAUCUCGUCCGAGGUGUCAGAGAAUUCACAGAUUUUUUAUUAUUGGUAAACUCGGCGGUGAAUUUCAUCCUAUAUUGUAUUUUCAAUACUUUAUUUCGCAAGCAGUUCAUGGUUUUAUUUUGCAAUCGCUGUGCGAGAGACCGGAUACAGAUUCACGAAAGCAGAUGCGGGAAGGUGUCCUUCUCGCUACGGACCCCAUCUGUCGCAAAUAAUGGUUUCCGGAAGUUGAGCAGCAUCAAUGGCGCCUCCAAAAUCUAUAAAUAGCAUUCGUGGACGGCGUCACGUGCCGCUAUGGCCGAUGACGUCAGUUGUAUGCCCUCCCGGGCGGACUUUAAUGAAUUACCCUCCACAAAUAUAGGGUGAACUCCCGGCAUUCCAGAGGAAGCUGAAGUGCGUGUCAUCUCAAUGUAAAAAUCUACCUCAAAAUGCAACCAAAUACAGGAUUACAGAGGAGUACUAUGAUAUUUUGAAUUGGUACACGCAUAUUGUAAACACGGUGCCUAUAGUCGACUUGCCACAUGACUGACCACCGAGCAGGGGUUAUACCAGUAUUUCUGGUUACAAAUGCCCCGCCCGAUCCUAUGCAGCUUGUCCUGUGUAAAGGGUGCAAGAA